Messenger RNA from Neopelma chrysocephalum (saffron-crested tyrant-manakin), 1706 nucleotides. RefSeq lists its product as uncharacterized. Bases 219 to 953 code for a protein of 244 amino acids. The transcript is spliced from 2 exons. The record is from RefSeq and is a predicted model, not a curated record. NCBI's taxonomy places the organism in Eukaryota, Metazoa, Chordata, Aves, Passeriformes, Pipridae.
ACCCCCCUUCGAAGGAUGCUGCCGUCCGGGGGCAGGGGCAGGGACAGGGGCUGGGGCUCAGCCCGGCUGCGCUCCCGGCUCCGCGGGACCGCACCGAGCGCGGAGCCGGCGAGAGGCGAACCCCGGGCUCGGGGGCUGCCGACCGAGCCGGCCCGCGCUGCGCAACAUGGAGGAUUCCUCCGAGCACUGGAGCGGGAGAGGCUGCAACAAACUUUGGGAUGCUCGGCCGGGAGCCUCGGGAGCCCCGGGCGGCUCUGUCCCUGCCUGCCGCACGGAGCGCAGGAGGAAGGUCGCUCUGCCACCAGGCGCUGGUAAAGCGCCCUGAAAACUACAGCAAAAUUAGAACGAUACGGCGCGAGUGUAGUCAUUGCAGUCCUGGGAAGGCUGUUCAGAAAUGUACGAAAGCCCUCACUAAAGCCAGGGAUGAUACCGAUUCUCCUCAAGCUGGCUACGGGGGCAUCCCGAGGAACGCGCUGCAGCGACCAAUCCCGAAUUUUGGGGCGGUUGCAAGUUGGAAGAAGUUUUUUUAUUCCUUCCGUUUCCUUCUCCCUAAAUCUGCUCAUUUCUCACUGACUUUGUAUCACCCUCAGCCCGCAGGAGGGAUGUCAGCCCCUGCCCGCUCGGCUGGGCCCGGGUGCCCAGCGGGGUGCGCAGCCUCCUCCCGCGGGUGCGCUCUCCCACACGCGGGCGUGGGUUUAUGCAUGUGGUGGCAUUUGUGUUGGAACAGGCUCCCGAGCAGAGCUCUGCCUCCCGCAGCACAGCCUGCGUGGAAGAUGCUGGCAGGUGGCACCUCAGCAGCUGAGCGGUGUCAACGCAAACAAACACGCGAGACGGUCCCCGGCCCCGCUGCGUGGGGAGACGAUUUACAGAGGGAAGUGCAGAUGCCUUCAUGUGCGUCGGCUUCUUUGGGGGUCACAAUCUAUUCCAGAAAGCUGGAACCCUCAAUUUUAUGAAGCAUAACAUUUCCAAACAUAACGCAUCAAAUCGAAGGCUGAGCAGACUCCAUCUACAAAGACUCAGCAUACAAGGCUCAGCCCUAAGCUCGCUCUUUCCAGCAGUUUUAAACUAAGGUACCAAUUAUUUAUAAGUCACAUAAUUAGAUAACCAUCACUCCUGAACUUUCCAUCAGCUAAGAAUGUUUUAUCUUUCACCACUGGACACUGCUUAGUGCCCUUCUUUGGUGUACAUUUUCCUGCUCACUUCAUUCCCCUACACCAAAACUCCACCAGUUGCCCGAGACACCCCUCCCGUCCCCUGGCCCGAGCGGAGACAGCAGCUGAGCCGACAAAGGACCCCUGGAAUUAACUGCUGGCUAUGGGAACGGCCAAAGAGGAUCAGUGAGGAAGUUUACCAAACUUGGAACAGCCGCCUCUUAGAAACCAGCGUGUUUUACCCAGGCUUUAACCUUGCUCUCUCCCGAGCAGCGUGUUGAUGUUUCGCCACUUGCUCCCUGCAAACAAGGCAGGGAGCGGCGUGCGCCGAGGUGCCCGUGUGUGGCUGCUCUCCCUCGCUGUUCGCACCGGUUCACUGCUCUCCGGGGGUCAGCCUCGAGCACCAAGCGGCCCCGGCCCGGCUCUGCCGGCGCCUCCCCUUCGAGCGGGGCAGAGGAGCCGGGGGGGACCCGCGGGAAGGUACCCGAGUGCCCCCGGCCCGGGGGAAGGGUCGGGCACCAGCGAGCCGGGGCCUUUGGAGCCGCCGGUGCGCGG